Molecule: messenger RNA, 1728 nt
Organism: Patiria miniata (bat star)
Lineage: Eukaryota; Metazoa; Echinodermata; Asteroidea; Valvatida; Asterinidae
Exons: 1
Coding region: 402-1070 (222 amino acids)
Biological process (GO): protein homooligomerization
Molecular function (GO): protein binding
Source: RefSeq, a predicted model, not a curated record
UUGGGGUCCAAAAGUGUGGCAUUUUUGGCGUCUCUGUUAAUGCAACCGUUCACAAUGCGCCUUGAAAAUCGGUAUACAUUUUCCAGUACGCAAAAUAAUGUUUUGAAGAUCACCCCCCAUUUGGACUAUGGGUACCAGCCGCCCCCCCCCUUUUUUUUGACGUAGUGUCCGGACUAAAACCCGAUGAUGCGCGUGCCGGAUAUUUUGUGGCACAGUGAACAAGCCAGUUUCCUCUCAACCAGGAAGUUGACAAGGAAAAACUGCCUCAUCCAUAAUGAGUUUUCCCAUCCCAUAGUGGUGUGCCAUCCGAAGUCUAACAUUGUACUUUGGCUGGUCCACUGCACACUGGUCUUGCACUGUGGGCUGAUAGAAAUAAAAAUCAUAACUGACGAUUCCGAGUCAUGGCGGACUGCGGACAAUCCCGAUUCAUCGGCCUGAAUGUUGGCGGUCUGGUUUACUUCACCACCCUGGGCACGCUGCGAAGCAACGUGGACUCCACGUUGGGCCGCAUGUUCAGCGGCAACUUCCAGAAGAAAUGCGAGAAGGACAAAGCCGGGAACUUUCUGGUCGACGCUGAUGGGCCUCUCUUCCGCUACGUGCUGGGCUUCAUGCGCCAUGGCGGUCGGCUGGACCUACCCAAGGAUUUCAAAGACAUGGACCUGCUGGAAUCAGAGGCCGAGUUCUACCAGAACAGGCAACUGACCGAAGCUGUGAAGAAGUACCGGGCUGGUGCCGAGGUUGCGAGGAUUCACUUCGUUGUAGGCGGGGAAUGCUUCACGGAGCUCCGUUCAACCUUGAUGAAGAACGAGCAGUUUGUCAAGUCGCACCUUGGUGGCAUGGUCGACGAUGCAAGCACGAAGGUGCGGUUCGAGAUCAACAAAGAUGCCGCCAGCUUUCGCCACUUGUGGCGAUUCAUCCUGACUGGAUCUCUCGAUUUCGACAUCUCAUAUGCACAAGAAGAAAUUUACGCUGCUGAGUUGGUACAACUUCGAGAGGACCUACCUUUCUACGAUGUCGAGGGAUUGAGAAAUGCGAUAGAGGCGCAGCUGUCUGAUAUCUACGCAACGUAGGCCGGCGAUUAGUACUGCAUGGUUUCAGAUUCUGUUCCCUUCUAACAUUUUUGAAGCGAAAUUUCACCCGAUCGCUGGCCACAAUUCUUCACUCCAAAUACAUGUUGUGUGGACUGUUCAUGCUGUAUUUUUUAAAGGCCAAAGUAAUUUAGGAUGGACUUUGAUUAAAAUAAUAUCAAAACCUCGCACGAAGAGCGACGGGGAGUAAUUUUGGGAAUCCCCGUUGACGCAAUGCAUAUUCAGUUCGAUUUUCGAUUCAAUUCUGUUUACUAUACCUGAACAGAGGCGUCAAGGUCAAACACACGAGGGACAUAAUCCACAAUUAUAUAAGGGGACGGAAGUAUAUGAUUUCUGUUUACAUAAAAAAAUAAAAUUAGCUGCUUGGAUUUUUGUAUUGCUUUAUUUUCAAGAGUUUGAUUGGAAGGACGGCGCCUCCAGGACGUAACUUUUCGUCAUUUUGAAAUAUUUCCGGAGGUCAAAUGUGUACAUGUAUAUCUUUUAAAAAAUUAAACCGCAUAAGCCAGCUGUAUGGGCACAUAAUGAAGGUAUUAUGUUGUCAUGCUCAAAAUCGUUGGGGAAUGUGAAAAUUACGGUACCAUGUCAUGGGAAUCUGUCGCCAUUUAUGCAUGUUUUAAGGAAUUAAAUUCAGCAUAUCUCA